Vanrija pseudolonga is the source of this 2959-nucleotide messenger RNA. RefSeq names its product tRNA (guanine(10)-N2)-methyltransferase (gene trm11). Gene Ontology annotation, molecular function: nucleic acid binding; methyltransferase activity. The record is from RefSeq and is a predicted model, not a curated record. The coding region runs from base 19 to 2865 and encodes 948 amino acids. Lineage: Eukaryota; Fungi; Basidiomycota; Tremellomycetes; Trichosporonales; Trichosporonaceae. Gene Ontology annotation, biological process: methylation. Gene Ontology annotation, cellular component: cytoplasm. The transcript is spliced from 11 exons.
CACCCACGCCCCACCACAAUGCCGCAGUACUUCCUGCGCCUGUCGCUCGAGCACCUCUCGUUCCGCAUCCCCGAGCUGCUGUCCAUCGCGCAGCUGUUCGACUUUGAGCUCAAGUUUGUCUCGGAGGACCUGAGCCGCGGCGUCGUCGUUAUCGAGGUUGACAAGGAGGAAUAUGUCGAGCGGAUCUUGGACCGCGGGAUCCUGGUGAUCUCCGCCAACCGCCUCUACGCCCAAGGCGCCUCCUACGACGAGCUCCACGACCAGCUCAAGACCCGCCUCGACCUCUUCGAGCCCGACCUCGACGUGACCUUCAAGAUGGUCGUGGACGGGGUGAACAACCGCGCGCUUGACCGGCGCGCACGUGCAGUCAUCAACUCGUUCGCGUACACCGGCCUGCGGGGCAAGAUCGACCUCACGAACCCCGAGGUCGAGUUCGUCGCGCUCGAAGACUACGACCUCGUCACGCUCCACACGCACGAGGCGCGCCUUGUCCGCGACGGAAACUUCCGCCAGGUGUACUUUGGUCGCCGCGUCGGCGUGUCCCGUGCUCGCCCGCUGUUCAACGUCAUGGACGUCAAGCAGAGGACGUUCUACGGCAACACGACGAUGGAGGCUGAGAUGGGGCUGUUGGUGGCCGGGCAGGCGCUGCCUGCCCCCGGGAAGAUCAUCUACGACCCGUUCGUCGGUACCGGCUCGCUCCUCUACUCCGUCGCCAUGUGGGGCGCGUACGUCGUGGGCUCGGACAUUGACGCGCGCCAGUUCCGCGGCAAGGCCAAGGGUAAGGGCAUCACGCCGGGCAUCCUCCGCUCGGCAGAGCAGUACGGCGUCCGCGACAAGUUCCUCGACAAUGUCAACUUUGACGUGACACAGGGGCCGUGGCGCCGCGGCGGGUGGAUGGACGCGAUCGUGACGGAUCCUCCUUACGGCGUGCGUGCCGGUGCGAAGCGGAUAGGACGGUCCGAGACGCGAAAGCGCAACGUGCUCCGCGACGAGGCAUAUGUGAUGCCCGACGGAUCGCUGGCACACCAGAAAGAGUCCUACCUCCCCCCCUUCAAGCCCUACGAGCUUGUCGACCUCACCCUCGACCUGAUCCACCUCGCGCGCUACCUCCUCGUCAAGGGCGGCCGCCUCGUCUUCUUCCUCCCAACAGUGACCGAGGACUUUGACCACGUCGACGUGCCCAUCGUCGAUGGCAUGCAGGAGCUCAAGUGGGGCGAUGGAAGUGUGCAGGACUUUGGCAAGUGGGGACGGAGGCUCAUCACCAUGGUCAAGACGACCGACGAGUGCCCGCUUCCGACGUUCGGCAACCACGUCGACGAGCUGACGGCGGACCGACUGCCAGGGCACCACGAGUUUGCCAAGAGGUACCUCGAGGGUUUCAAGUCGCGCGAGGAGUCGGAUGCCGAGAAGUCGCACAUCACGCCCAAGCCGCUCGCCAACCCGACCGUCAAGGGCGCCGAGCUGCCCGUCGCGGCGAUCUCGACGUGGCCCGUCGGCGCGGUCGCCUCGGUCCUCGCUUUCCCCACGACGCUCGACUCUGAGCGCCUGCAGAACGCCGUCGCGACCGCCGCGAGCUACUGGCCUAACGUUGCGGGGCGGUACGUCAAGGCCUCGACGCCGGGGUACGAAUUUGCUAUCGCCGUGACCCAGUCGCCGAUCCCGUACUCUACACAGACGGUCGACGCGGCGUACCCCUUCCCCGACAAGCGCGUCAUCCAGCCCAGCCUGGGCGACUACCUCCCUCCGCUCGCGCCCAACUUCUUCGUGGCCGGCGCCGACGCGCCCCUGCUCACUGUGCGCCUGACGACGCUGAGCUCGGGCGGCUCCGUGCUCGGUAUCAACGGCGCGCAUAUCCUCGGCGACGCGAAGACGUUCUCGCGCUUCAUCGAGGACGUGUCCCUCUUCUAUAACCUCCCCAGCGUGUCCCUCGAGGGCGACGAGCUGCCCACGUUCGCGCCCCACGUCAACAUCCCCCACUCGACCCCCGGCGUCCGCGAGCAGUUCGAGUUCUUCGGUGUCAACCCCGUGCCCAUGGCCGACAUGGUCAAGGGCUACGCCGAAGCCGAGGCCCAGAGCGAGGCCGUUACCGUCAUCCUUACCCAGGACGAGCUCAAGCACAUCACUGCUGUCCGCCUGCCUGGCGAGAAGCUGUCCGACCAGGACCUUCUCUCCGGCUGGUGGGUCAGCGUGCUCGAGCGCGCCGGCCAGCAGUUCACCGACAUGGUGUACACUGUCAACUACCGCGGCAUGCACAAGGACCACCCGGCAUUCCCGCCCAACCUCGGCACCCUCUCCGCCAACGUGGCGCAGAUGCGCAAGUUUGCCCUGCCUGCCAAGGUCGCCGACACGCCGUCGCCCAAGCGCACGGCGGCGAUCGCGCGUGUGGUCAGAGGCGCGCUCAACGAGCUGCGCAACGACGCCGACCUGACGCUCAAGUGGCUCUCGAACGCGGCCGACCACCUCGAGGAGGCGGCCAAGACGGGCCAGGCGCAGCUGCUCGUCCCGCCGCCCGGCGUGGCCAUGGUCAACUCGAACCUGCGGUACGACUGGGCCAUCAAGUUUGGCCAGCCGAGCGCAAACUACCACACGAGCACGUCGCUCCCGCGCUUCCUGCGCGUGUUCCAAGCCAACCCGCGCGAGGGCGCCGACCAGCCCGGCGAGCGCGACGUCGAGCUCGUCUUCCGUGUCGAGUGGGGCGGCGCCGCCGAGGCCGUCAAGCAGGUCAUUGCCGACGACCGUAAGCGCUGGGCGACCGAGCCGCUGCCCGACGCCGCAGGCGAGGACAAGAAGGAGGAGCCACAGGUCACGACCUUUGCGUUCAACAGGAACGUGCACAGGCCGUCGUGGGGUGGCUACGGCAACUAGCCGCCGAGCGCGCAGCGCGAGGUGGAGCGAUGUACAGUGCGCUCAUAGAGCCGAGUCGCGGAUUAUAGAUGAAAAGAGAUGCAGCAAUGAAGAA